This is a messenger RNA of Lodderomyces elongisporus, 981 nucleotides long. RefSeq lists its product as uncharacterized. The record is from RefSeq and is a predicted model, not a curated record. NCBI's taxonomy places the organism in Eukaryota, Fungi, Ascomycota, Pichiomycetes, Serinales, Debaryomycetaceae. Bases 1 to 981 code for a protein of 326 amino acids. Gene Ontology annotation, cellular component: SAGA complex. The transcript has a single exon.
AUGGGCUCAGAAGUGGAAGGAAACUGGGAUAUAGUGAUAACUUCACUCCAAGAUAUUCGCAACUCAAGUGAAUCACUCACGUUUGACUCCAUAUACGCUCACCUUGCUGCAAAUUUCGACGAUGAUGAAGACAAUCAUGUGCAAGAAACGCUUGUGACGCUUAGUACACAGGAACUAAACAAGCUAGAAGAAGAAAUUAUUGAGCACAAGGCAAAUAUAGCCACUGCAAAGAGACUUAUUGAUACGUCAUGUGAGAAUUUACAAAGUUUGAUUGAAUCUUUACAGCGACAGGAAACAAAAAGACAACAAAAAUCAAAAAAAGCACCAGAGUCUAAAUCCAAAUCUCCAGGCGAUACUCCUGUACCGUCCAGAAAUAGAGCUGCUGCUGCUGCUGCUGCGGCUGCGACUGCUGUUGUUGGUAAAGCUGGCAAGGCUGGCCUGGCUGGUAAAAGUGCUGCGGGCAGCAACAAGGGUAGCGGUCACUCUACAGCUAGUAAUGGUGGGUCUGCGGGAAUUGGUAAGAAGGGCAAGAAAUUGCGUAAAGUUGGCCGUUCAUUUUGGCAGUCGAAAUACAAUCCUCAUGAACCGAUAUAUGUCGGGUCCGAAGUUGCGUUCAAGUUGCGCAAUCGUGUUAAUGAAUGGAUUCAGUGUGAAGUGGUGAAGAUUAUUGGCGACGGAGUCAAGUUUGAAAUACGAGAUCCUGAGCCAGAUGAGAAUAAUAAUCCUGGUCAAACGUUCCGAGCCAAUUACAAAGAAGUUUUAUUAAUUCCUCCAGAUGAUGAGACAGCGAGAGAGUUGCCCCACUACGCAUAUGGAACCAAAGUGCUAGCAAGGUAUCCCGAUACCACUACAUACUAUGCAGCUAUUGUUGUAGGUCAUAGAAAAGAUGGUAAUGUGCGGUUGAAGUUUGACGGUGAAGAAGAGGUUAAUAAGGAGACUGAGGUGACGAGAAGAUUGGUACUACCGUUGCCACAGAAGUAG